UGAAGGGAAAGAUUACAAGUUUAAUGUUUCAUCUUCCUCGCUCAAUUAUCUGAUUGGCAAGGUGUGGGACGAAAAGUUGAAAUUUCCCUCAGAACAAAUACUGAAUUUUACUGUUUUGGUCUAGGAGGCAAAGGGCAUGCCCCGGUUCAAGGAUGAGCCUCCGGCGGUACGCGUCUAUACAGUUUGCGACGAAUCCAGAUAUUUGAUUGUGAGGAACGUUCCGGCCCUGGGCUGCGGCGACGAUUUGUUGAAACUGUUUGCAACCUAUGGAGACGUUGAAGAAUGUAAGCCAAUGGACGCAGAAGACUGUGAGGCAUUCACUGAUGUUUACUGGAUCAAAUUUCGUCUCUUUAGCAAUGCAAGGUUUGCCAAAAGAAAGUUGGAUGAGUCUGUUUUCUUGGGGAAUCAGUUGCAGGUCUCCUAUGCUCCUCAAUUUGAGAGCCUUGAUGACACUAAGGAUAAGUUAGAAUCCAGGAGAAAGGAAGUCCUUGUGAGAUUGAAUCCUCAAAGAUCCAGAGGACCUCCAGAUCAGCACCCAUCUACUUCUACUGAGCUUCCAUUGCUGGCAGAGCCUUCACAAAAUAUUCCCAAGCAGAUAAACUACGGGAAAAGGUAUUCUGGAGAAUCAGAGUAUAAUUCUCACAUUAUUAAUGCGCCAAUAACAAGGGUUUCAUCUGACAAGGAUUAUUUUCAAUCCCAAUCGAUGAAUCGAACCGUGCAAAUGGUUAGGGACAAGCUUGAUAAGAUUCAAUCAAGUAGUGAGCAUCUACAGCCAGGACCAGCAUCCAAGAAAACACGAGUGGACAACAGAAGAAGAAUCUAAUGAGUUUAGGACCUUUAGACUUUGUAGAAAUUGGCAGUAUUUCAAAAUUUUGUUGCACACCAUCUGCUUGAAAAACUGCAAGUCUUUUUUUCUUUUUUUUUUUUCUUUUUUUUUUCCAUUUUAUUCAUAAUGUAGAAGCUUUAUGCAUAAUGAUAAUACUUGUUUUCAU
This is a messenger RNA of Rubroshorea leprosula, 992 nucleotides long. The record is from the annotation of a GenBank genome assembly. Lineage: Eukaryota; Viridiplantae; Streptophyta; Magnoliopsida; Malvales; Dipterocarpaceae.